Molecule: messenger RNA, 906 nt
Organism: Aegilops tauschii subsp. strangulata
Lineage: Eukaryota; Viridiplantae; Streptophyta; Magnoliopsida; Poales; Poaceae
Source: RefSeq, a predicted model, not a curated record
CACCAGGGUUUCAGAAUGGCAUUCAAGACCGAUCCGUCCCGACGUGAUCUCGCCACCAAACCAAAUGCAAACCAUAGGAGAAAACAUAAACACCUUUUUUUUUUGGCGAGAAAACAUAAACACCUUCGUCCUGGUCGGACGCAGCGGCCACAUCUCCGCUACUUCCUCUCCGCCAUCUACUUAAGAUCUUCAAAGGUUUUUCUUGCGAUAAGGAACUGCAAAGGUGAGCUUACUUCUUCUGCUUCUGCAAAGAAGAUGCCGACGCUGAGCAUCACGGUGGACAUGGGGUGCAGCCGCUGCAGUGCCAAGAUCCAGAGGGUCCUGUCCUCCAUCCAGGACCGAGGCAAGUUUGUCAUCGAGAAGAUCGUGUACGAAGAUAACAGGGUGCUCGUGUCGGGGCCCUUCGACGCCGACAAGCUGACAUGCAAGCUCUGGUGCAAGGCCAGCAACGUCAUCAAGAACAUUGAGGUCGUCAAGCCGCCGGUGGUAGCCAAGCCGAAGGACGACCCUCCCAAGCCCAAGAAAAAAGAGGAGAAGCCCGAGACCAAGCCAGCCCCGUGCAACCAGCUGGUGCCGUACGCGUACCCGUACCCGCUGCCGUACCCAUCGGCGUGGCCGUGUGGCUGCGGUACGUCGUGCUGCGAGGGCCACUCCAAGCCACCUCCUCCGGCGCCGGCGCCCACGUGCCAGUGCCACUCCUACCCGCCGUACCAGCAGCCGAUGCCCAUGCCGUGCACGCCGAUGGUCAUCUGCGAGGAGAGCCCGCCCGCCUGCGCCGUCAUGUAACUGCGUGUACGUCCCUGCUCGACGGUGUACACCACCUCUUUGAAGCCUCCAUGUAUCCAGUCCAUGAGUGAUUUGUUUGUAAUUCUUUCAACAUAUUUCCUUAAACGUCUUCGAGCUUAA